AUGGCGGAGGACGACGCGGUUGCUGCUGCAAAGAGACUGCGACGGUGCACGGACGGGGGCGGGGACAUGAUGUCGGCUUUGCCGGAGCACGUCCUCCAAGAGGUCUUGUCCCGCGUGGGCACCGUCAAGGACCUGUUCAUGUUCGCCGCGACAUGCCGCCGCUGGCUUGGCCGCUUCACCCACCGGACCUUCCUCCGCGACCUCCUGAUGUGUCCAGCCCAGGGUCAGGGCCUCCUCGGCUUCUUCUUGCAGGACGCCAGGCAACGGGUGAGUGGGUGA
Miscanthus lutarioriparius is the source of this 279-nucleotide messenger RNA. NCBI's taxonomy places the organism in Eukaryota, Viridiplantae, Streptophyta, Magnoliopsida, Poales, Poaceae. The record is from the annotation of a GenBank genome assembly.